This is a messenger RNA of Pocillopora meandrina, 779 nucleotides long. The record is from the annotation of a GenBank genome assembly. Lineage: Eukaryota; Metazoa; Cnidaria; Anthozoa; Scleractinia; Pocilloporidae.
AUGGGACCGAUCCUUGGAGCUGUAGGACCAGCGUAUAAAAUAGGAAAAUUCUUAGGCCAGAAACUCAUAAAUAAUAAUAAGAAGAAGUAAUAGGAAUAUUAUAACAGAGAUUUUUUAUAGAGUUGACUAAAAAAGAUAUAAAAGUGCUGGAUCAUUUCAUGGAAAAAAAAGAAUGGAUGAACUUCCUCUAAACAGAGCUUCCAAUCCCUUUAAAAAUCAAGGUUACAUGCUGAGAUUAGCCAGACAAAGAGGUGGUGGCAUGUUAGGACGUCGUAGUAGCGGUCGUCGUCGUCAUCGUCGUCAACGAAGAUGCCAAAGAGGAGGACGAAAGUUUUCGGCCGCCAAGGUGCCGAUAUUUGGAACUCUAGGAACAGGAUAUCAAAUAGGAAAAUUCCUAGGUAAAAAUCUUUUUAAACUCAUGGGUAUGAAAAUGAAGAAAAAGUAUAAGUAUAGGUAGAAAAAAAAAGUCAUGAAAAAAUCACCCACACGUCGCAGAGAAGUAUAAAAAGCUUUUUAGUGAGCGUUUCUUCAUCAGUUCUUGAAAGAUGAGCAUCGUGUUCGGAGGCAGCGAGGCCUCCUCGGCCCACUUCAAAUCGGGAGAGGUUGAACAUAGUGCUUUAGACCUUUUUACAGUACCACCUACCAACAUCACUUACAAUGGAUACCGUAUCGUGGAAAUCAACCCAACCAGUGAAAGUAUUACCCCUAUAGAAUUCGUGUUACCAGGCAGCCGCGAAUAUAUCGAUUUUAGCCGAAGUUAUUUUCGUAUGGAUUUGAUU